Molecule: messenger RNA, 2361 nt
Organism: Scatophagus argus
Lineage: Eukaryota; Metazoa; Chordata; Actinopteri; Scatophagidae
Product: 14-3-3 protein beta/alpha-like
Exons: 6
Coding region: 152-886 (244 amino acids)
Biological process (GO): signal transduction
Cellular component (GO): cytoplasm
Source: RefSeq, a predicted model, not a curated record
UGAGAGAGAGAGUGACGUGAAACUGGGUGGCCGACAUUCCUCAGAAGGGUGCAGGUGUAUGUGUGCUGGCAAAUCUGACUCACCGUGUGAUUUUUGAGAAGCUGGUCCCUUAUACUUGAUAUUUCUACGUUUAUACGAGGCAUCUGGAGCCAUGGCAGACAAGGAUGAGCUGGUACAGAAAGCCAAACUGGCUGAGCAGGCCGAGCGCUAUGAUGACAUGGCCGCAGCCAUGAAGGCUGUUACAGAGAAGUACCCGGAUCUCAAAAAUGAAGAGCGCAACCUGCUCUCCGUUGCCUACAAAAAUGUGGUGGGGGCUAGGAGGUCCUCCUGGAGGGUGAUAUCCAGCUUGGAACAGAAGUCCGAUGAGACCUCGAAGAGCUCACUGGCCAAGGUGUACAAGCAAAAGAUUGAGGAUGAGCUGACAGAAAUCUGCAACGAAGUACUGGAACUGCUCGACAAAUAUCUGAUCCCCAAGGCCGAAUCUCCUGAUAGCAAAGUCUUCUACCUGAAGAUGAAGGGAGACUACUUCCGCUAUCUGGCUGAGGUGGCCUCUGACGAUAACAAAAAUGAGGUUAUCACUAGCUCGAAAAAUGCAUACCAGGAGGCCUUUGACAUCAGCGUAAGAGAUAUGCCGGCUACUCAUCCCAUCCGCCUGGGCCUUGCUCUUAACUUCUCUGUCUUCUACUAUGAGAUCGUCAACACGCCUGUGGAAGCGUGCAAACUGGCCAAGCAGGCCUUUGAUGAGGCCAUUUCCAUGCUGGAUUCCCUCGAGAGUGAGUCCUACAAAGACAGCACCUUGAUAAUGCAGCUGCUCCGUGACAAUCUGACACUGUGGAUGUCAGAUGCCGAGAGUGAGGAGACGGAGCUGGCAGCUGACAAGAACUGAACGCCGGGAAGAAAGGAAAAAAAAAAUAAAACAACAAAACAAAAAUACACAUUUUUUACCUCUCACCAGCCUAAGUUGUGUGUUGUGGUUGUGUUUGCACAUACAUGCACAGAUAUGUAUGUUUACACGCCACUCACAAUGUGUACAGUAUGUGUGUGCACAUACAUUGGAGUGUGUGUGUUAAUUGUAUGAGCACCACCACAGAGGAAAGAAUGGAAUAGAUCUUUUUUUUUUUUUUUUCUUCCCAACAUUACUCAUUGUGGAUGUUUAUUUUUGUUUAUUUUUGUUUGUUUUUUUGUUUUUUUUGGUCUAUGGUUUAGUCCUGAUGAAAUCCCUCCUUUAGUUCCAAAUCAGCCCCCAUGCUUUUCAACUUUAUUUACUGUAGCAAACUGCUGCUGUUGCAGGAGAACACAAACAAAAAAACCUCUAACUGUAAUUUUGAUAAUUUGUAUGUUUUUACUUGAACUCAACAUUUACAAUCUUUGUGACGCAUUGGUUUACAAAACUCCUUUUGAAGCAUGUAAACUGUAAAAUAGCAGCAGUCACAGCAGUGUGAAUUCACAAAAUUUUAGGUGUCAUCUGACAAUAGCAUUGAUCGUAUAGAUGGCAGAAUUUACCUUGGUAAAGACCUGUUGCCACAUCGCUUGUGUCCAUCCCGCCCUGUCAGUGUCCAGUGUAGCAGGUAGUGUUUUUGGAUCAUACCAUACAUCAUGGCUCAGUGGGUUCUGUGUGUACUGGAGCGUAGGAAAGGUUUUCUGUAUGAAUGGCCACUUUGUGAAAACUGUAGUUCAACUUUGGUUGAUAACUUUGUUGAGAGGAUUACAUUCCAUUUUACUGACAUCUUUUCACUCUCAGUGAAAUGUGUAACCUAUAAUUUCCAUCAGAUUUUCCAUCACACAUGAUAAGGUAUAGACGGCCUAAGAUAAAGUGAACAACUUGACAAAAUGGCUCGAUACUGUAACUUUUGAUAUUUUAUCUUUCAGCAGUGCAGAAAAUAAUUUUGCCAUGUGCUUUUUAUGUGGCUUUCUACUCUUUUCUAUUCGGGUGUUUUUGUAUUUUCUUUUCGUGUAUUUUAUUCCCGUUGACUCCAGGAAUGUACGUGGUUCUCAGUAGUAUGGUGUGAGGGUUAGACGUGCUUUGAAAUGGGCAAUUUUUGCUUAGGAUUUAGCUUCAGCCAGGGUGGUUUACAGUAACAUUUACCCUCCUUGAAAGACCAUUGUGAAACAACAAACUUAAACAAUGCUAAAUAUAAACAGAUUAUCAAAGUAACUUGGUAGAAAGCUACAUUAUGACCGAUUAGUAGUUACAAAGUAGUGCCAGUUUCUCCUAAUUACAGUAUGUUGGUUUUUUUUUAAAAAAAAAUAAAAAAAAUCGGGAUUCAGGAUUCAGAAUUUGCAAGUUACACUCUGAGUACGUUAUUUGGUUAUGUGCGUUCAUGUAAGUGGAAUUAAAACAUUAAAAUCAAGUGUGCUGUG